AUGGAAGCUCGCGACCCAUCCCUCCCGCUACAAGCUUCGAAUCAUUCCGCGCCUGCAGUCACCCAAGGAGCUAUGCGUGACGAGUCCCCGCCGCGCACGCCUACCCAGCACAAGGGCAAGGCUCCAAUGCGCGCCCUGGACACCCGCUCCGCCGCCCACGCGACGACCUUCUUCGACGAUGACACGCCGGUAGACAAAAGACGCAGCGGAGCCACCGAGCUGUCAAUCACGUCGCGCGACUCGCACGACCUUCACUUCAGGGACGUGACGCGGGAGUCGGUCGUCGACAACAUGCUGCUCUCGCUCGACAGCCUCCACAACCCCGGCACGAGCGGUGCCAUGCACUUCGGCCUCUACAACGGCUUCAACGACGACGACGACGCCGACGACCAGCCCUUCCAGUCCUCCGUCUCGCGCUUCUCUCCGCCCCCGCACUUCCGCGGCCCUCAGCACAACCAUGCGCCCGCAGACUACGACCCUCACGGUGACCCCUCUUCCCGAUACCCGCACCACCACCUCCGUGGCCGCCGUAGCAACAGCACCAGCAACUUCCGCUCCGAUCUGGACAGAAUCGAGACUGUGGGGUCCAGGGGCUAUGGGUCGGCAAGGAUGAGCUCCGACACUGCCCGGAAACCGCUGUACGGCGAGGGCAGCGUUGCGCAGCAUUCAAGAGGACAGGGCAGAAAAGGCAGCUCUUCAUCCAGUGUGGACUAUGGCUACAGCACUCAGGUUCUCCCUCCGGGCUCGAGGCAUACGAACCGGUCGGCCAGCUUCGAUAACGGCUAUAACGGUCGGCCGUUUGGCAGUGACGAGAUGUCGCCUACCUCGGCGUACGACUCCGUCCUGAACAGAGGCAGACCGAAUGUCUUUGACUUCCCGGCCUACGAUGCUGCGCCCACGCCAACCAUCCCGACCAGACCGCGUAGGUUUGAAGACCUUCCACCGUCGUCACCAGGCUACGACUAUGCCCCUCAACAGUCGCCGUUCGGCUCCCUGCCAGUCCAUAUUCCCGCCGUUCCGGCACCGGCGUCAAGGCGAAACAGCAUCCGUUCGUCGUCAAGCAAGGGGCCCUGGAACAGCAAGGCACGGGGCCCAGACGCGAGCAUCCGGGCCCAGGCGACCGAAUUCGUCAACGCGGUCAAUAUUCGAGAACUCCCGCCAAUCCCUGCCUUCGCCGAUAACACGACACCAAGCAAGCCGUCGACGCCACAAACCAAAGAGCCACCCAAGGAGCGCCGUGGGUUCUUCAGUCGUGUGUUCGGAGGCGGCAGGAGCCAGCCGCCCCAGGAACCCCGCGCAACGCCACAGCUAGCACCUCUCGACGUCCGCUCUCCAGAGCAGGCGAAACGCCCCUCCACGACACCUGCACAGCACAACUCUCCGCAAAUCGGACCCCGGGCACCGACUCGCUCAGGCCCGACGUCAACACCGCAAAAACAGCCCGCAGAGCCCCCGCAGCCAAGGACACUCACCAAGAAAAACUCUUCCUUUUUCCGCAGGCGAAAGAAGUCUGUGACUGAAGAACCCUUGCCACCCCCGGUGCCUGUACAAGUCCAGCGUGCAGGUGAUAUUGGGACCUCGGUGCUACCAAGCCCGGCGGCAAGCAGCUUACGACAUGCGAUGAAGGAUUAUCUGAGUGACCAGCAGGCUGCAACUCCCCGCGAAGCGUUCUACGACACUAGGGAACUGCAGAGUCCCGUCGACGACGGCGACGACCACCACGGUGGGUUUUCACCUGAUUACACGCCCCACAGGGAUGCGACUAUCCGAACAGUCAAACCUGGCUCGCGUGGAACAGAUGACGGGCUGGCCCCUGCGGUCGACGAUAUUCAGGAUUUGCACAACCGCACCGUGGACACCCCGAAGUAUAAACUGAAGGUGAAGCGUGGACAGGGGGCAGCUGGUAGAGCGAACGACGACUCUUCGUUCCUCGCCGACAGCAGCGAGCAAGAGGACAAAACCAGCAAUCUCUCAACAUCAAAAGGUCAAACCAUGUCCGUGCCUGAGCAGUCCAGAAGACCUGCCACCAGCCCGACGGCGUCAUCGGCCAUUCAAAACACAUCAUCAGGGAAGGAGGGCCUGGGAGCUCGACAGAGAGCAAACGUUGGAGAGAAGAGGACAGAUGCGCACCCGAGCUCGUCGGCGGCGCAGAAUUCGUCUGCGUUCGCCGAAGGCAGUGGCUAUGAUGAGGACGGCUGGGUCGUUACGACACCGUCCAGAAGGGGGACCGUUGACAGUGACAUCAAUGGCAAGAAUAGCCGAGUCUGGCUCGAACCGACGUCUUCGGAAGAGAAACUCGACGAACAAACCUCCCUUUCCCUGCCCCUGGAAGGCGCCAAGUCUUCGCUAGGAAACCAGCAGUCUCCUGCCGAUCGCUCGCCCAUCACUCCCAGCGACGCCUAUCAAUCCGCAUCGAGCCUCCCUAUUGUGCAGGUUGAGGGCGGCGAUGUCAGGACCUCGGCAGAGGUAGAACGCACAGCGCCUGUCGCGAACAGCGAAGAGCCAACGGACGAGGACCGUGAGAAGGCGCAGCAAAUUUACGAUGGCGACGAGAGUUUCCUUGCGAAGGGCAGGUCUGCAGCAUGGCUUGGCGGGAAUACCGCCAUCAGUGCGCGUUGUCGGAAGGCUUACAUGGAAAUUUACGAGUGGACCGGAUUCAGCAUUCUGCUCGCCAUGCGAGAUCUUUGCAACAGGCUGGUUUUGAAAGGAGAGACGCAAGAGGUGGACCGAGUUCUGGAUUCGUUCGCUAAUAGAUGGUGCGAAUGUAAUCCAAACCACGGGUUCAAGUCGCCAGGCGCGGUUCACACUAUCUGCUACUCAUUGCUUCUCUUGAACACAGAUCUCCACAUGGCGGAUAUCGAAUCGAGGAUGACUCGGAGUCAAUUCGUGAAGAAUACCCUACCGACUAUUCGCAGCGUUGUUGAUGCCGAGUUGGAAGAAGCCGAGGAGAACGCACACAACACCCAAUCCCGGAGCCAAACCCCCGUGGAUGAUUCCUCCAUGCCUGUAUCGCCAACAUUUGAGAAUAGGCAGAGACCGUCCGUGGACCUUACCAGCAAGAGGUCAAAGAAUCGCCUGUCAAUCCGGCCAGCCAUGGGUCUUCGCACGGACUCGGACGGCAACCCCACGAAUCCGGAUGCUGGGGCUGGUGAUGCAUGCACUGUCCUAGUCAAGGCUCCAUUUGAGGGCUCGAUGAAGAAUUGGGAGUUCCAGGUUGAAAUCGUCCUAAAAGAGUUCUACAGCUCGAUCAAGCACCAAAAGCUUCCAUUGCACGGCGUCGACAGUACUCCUGCACAGUCAUCGAACAAUCUUUCGGUUGCUGGGGUACUCAGGCGCACACCGUCCGUUCUCAGCAAAGCUCCUUCGGAUACCACGAGUUACCGCGGCCGUCAUAGCGAGUUCCGUUCAGCAACUGCUCGAUGGAAUUCGAAGACUCGGUCGAGGCCGAAGCUAUACCCGAACUCGACGAUUGGAUCAAGCCGGACCAGCUUGGACGAUCAAUCUGUUUUCAGCCCAGCUGGUUCGAGCAAGUGGAGCACUUAUUCCAUGGGCAAAACCGGCACCUCCAUGUCUGUGGACUCGUUGGGAACACACUUUGCUGCUCCUGACUAUCAGCAGUCUAUUGGAUUUGCAAAUGCGCUCAGUCAGGCCAUCAUCCGUGAGGGAAAUGAGGAGAAUCACACCAUUGCAAGCUAUGAGGAAUCUGGCCGUACUGCUCCCCUCCUGGAAGAUGAAUCUCUUGAGCUUCACGGCCCACCGUGGGCUAAGGAAGGUAUCCUGAAGCACAAACAUCACCUUGAGGCCAUGGACAAGAAGUCCAAGGACCGCCAUUGGAAUGAGGUCUUUGCGGUUAUUGAGAAGGGAUACAUGAAGAUUUUCACCUUCAACAUGAAUGCCAAGGCUGCCAGGUCGAAGGCGAAGAGAAGGCCUUCUGCGGGCGGUGUCGUAGGCGGUGGUAACUGGGCGGACAACGCAGAGGAACUCCACUCUUUCUUGCUUCGACAAACCAUGGCUAGCACCUUGCCACCUCCGGGGUACUCCAAGACCAGGCCGCACGUGUUUGCGCUGUCGCUACCCACUGGUGCGGUACACCUCUUCCAAGCCGGCACCACAGACAUUGUGAAGGAAUAUGUUCAGACGGCAAACUACUGGUCCGCGCGCCUGUCGAAGGAACCUCUUGUUGGCGGCGUCAGCAACAUCGAAUACGGUUGGAGUGACAACGUUAUCAAUACUGCACUCAUCGGCAGACCAGAGAGCUCCCCGACGACAAUCGGCAAUGCUGGAGCGCCUCGGCAGAGCAUCCAAAGUUCUAUUCGCAGCUCCAUGGAUCAUGGCACAAUGAAGCCGCGGCUUCCCGGUGACAAGGUCGUCCUUUCUGAUUAUAAACCACCGACUCAGAGCAUGAUGGCGAGCAACCUCAUGGAAGUCGAUCAGCACAAGGCUCUGUCGGCGUAUGUUAAGAACGUCGAGGAGGAGAUGCAGAGACACCAGGAGCUGAGGGCACCCUUGAUGAUUGCUUUCUCUCCCCGUCAUCCGAAUGCCGCGAAGGCCAUGGCCAACUUCGAAAAGAAGUCGGCCUACCUUUUGCGUGAGCUAGUCAAGUUCAAGACUUAUAUCGAUGCGCUCGACUACGCCAAUGAGACGAGGGACAGGAUCUACAAAGAGCGCGAGGAGCGUCUGAAGGCCGAAGAGGAGGCGAAGAGGGAAGAAGAGCAGGGCGACGAGGAGGCAGCAAAGGACGAGGAUGACAUGUCCGCCACUGCUCUCGCCCAAUCCUAUAGCAGCCUCCUGAGUGCUUUCGAUUCUCCACAGCGCUAA
Molecule: messenger RNA, 4818 nt
Organism: Diplodia corticola
Lineage: Eukaryota; Fungi; Ascomycota; Dothideomycetes; Botryosphaeriales; Botryosphaeriaceae
Product: sec7 domain protein
Exons: 3
Coding region: 1-4818 (1605 amino acids)
Biological process (GO): regulation of ARF protein signal transduction
Molecular function (GO): guanyl-nucleotide exchange factor activity
Source: RefSeq, a predicted model, not a curated record